Molecule: messenger RNA, 1056 nt
Organism: Zea mays
Lineage: Eukaryota; Viridiplantae; Streptophyta; Magnoliopsida; Poales; Poaceae
Exons: 2
Coding region: 42-848 (268 amino acids)
Cellular component (GO): Golgi apparatus
Molecular function (GO): O-acetyltransferase activity
Source: RefSeq, marked provisional
CGUCGCUGGCGUUCGUCGGGGACUCGCUCGCCAGGAACCACAUGCAGUCCCUCAUGUGCCUCCUGUCCAAGGUGGCGUACCCCAAAGACGUCUCGACGACGACGAACCCAGAGUUCCGGACGAUGCGCUACGAGGCGUACAACUUCACCAUGGCCAUCUUCUGGUCGCCGUUCCUGGUCCGGGGGCACCAGCCGGACCCGCGGCGCCACAUGUGGGACAUCUACCUGGACGAGCCGGACGCGGCGUGGCGCGACGCCGUCUCGGGCUUCGACCGCGUGGUCCUGUCGGCGGCGACCUGGUUCACCCGGCCGGCCAUGUUCUACGAGGCCGGCGGGGGGCGCGUCCGCGUCGUGGGGUGCCACUACUGCCUGGUCCCGGGCGUCCCCGACCGGACGCUGCGCUACUCGCUGCGCAUGGCGCUCCGCUCCGCGCUCCGCGUGCUCACGGGGCCCCGGUUCAACGGGACGGUGAUCCUGCGGACGCUGUCGCCGACGUCGCACUUCGAGGGCGGGGAGUGGGACCGCGGCGGGGACUGCCGGCGGACGCGGCCGUUCGCGGCCAACGAGACGCGGGUGGCGGGGCUGGACCUCGACCUCCACGCGGUGCAGGUGGAGGAGUUCUCCAGGGCCAGGGCCGAGGCGGAGGCGUCUGGCGGGGGGACGAGGCUGGCGCUCAUGGACACCACGGCGGCCAUGGUGCUUCGGCCGGACGGCCACCCGAGCCGGUACGGGCACUGGCCGCACGAGAACGUGACGCUGUACAACGACUGCGUGCACUGGUGCCUCCCCGGCCCCAUCGACGCCUGGAACGACAUGCUGCUCCAGAUGCUCCUCGCGGACCCAUCUUGAUGUCCGUGUGUUUCUUCCGCUAGCUCCAAUUUGUCCCAGGAAAACAAACUAAUUUGAGCGCGCAAAUUUACAAAACUAGACCGGAACUAACUGAGCUGAGCGUGCACGAAUCCAGCGGCCACAGCUGGGUAAAAUGCCGUGCCACUAUGGCAAUUUGUAUCAGCUUGAUCUACAGAACAAUUGGCCGAGCAAUCUCCUUCGUCGGCCU